CGGUGACGCCCACGUAGUCGUUGUCGGCCGCGCUGACGUACAUCACCAAGUUGGCACCAGGAAGUUGCUUGCCGGUCUCCAGGGUUGCGUCCAGGAUCUGGAGGCCGUAGACGUCCACCGUUCCUGCCGUUUGGUUGGGCAGGCCCGGCGCCUGGAAGUGCGCGCCGACACGAAGUUGGAGGCCGUACCGAGCCGGUAGCGGCAGGCGAAGAGCAGCGCAGAGGAUCUGCUCUCCUUAUGGCGGCCACCACCUCGUCGGCCCCUCCGUCGUCGUGAUUUGGUUGGUUGUGAAGACGUCCUGGUCUGGGCCCGGGUGUAGUAGGCCAGCAGCGCUGCUGUAGCAGGGAGGCCAGCGCGCUGGCGUCCGCCUUGCCGGAGGAGGGCGGCGUCCAGGGCUGCCGUGGUGACUGCGUUUAGGCGGAGGCCAGCGCCGCGGCGGUGACGGCCCCCAGGAGAGCGUUGGCCACCCCGAGGCGAUGGAGCCGUUCAUGGCCGCCGUGGUGCUGUAGUUGGACAGCUUCAGGUCCCCGACUGGUCUGCUUUGUUGGAGAGACCCGUGGUGUCCAGGGACUGGAUGGCAGCGGCGUUGUUGCCGGCGGAUGCCGUGUUCACCGCCAGGUCAUCCUUCAAACAUGUUUUCUUGGCAGUACGCGAAGUGGCGCAGUGACCUAUAAAAUCGGCCACUGGGCAUGAUGCACCAGGCCCGCCGCACCAGGCCUGCACCAGGCCCGCACCAGAGCGAAGUCGGACCGAAGAGAGCGGUGACGAAGCGGUGACAAGCGGUGACAUACCAGUACGCGAAGUGUGGAAUGACUGGGCAUGAAGCGAGACACUUGUCUCAGCGGCUAUGAUUUGCGGGGCAUUCAUGAGCAACCUUGCCCAUUCAUGAAUUCGGCCCCAAAGAGAGCGGUGACGAAGUCGGAGGUUCGAUUCCUCCCCGGUACCUCGGCGGGCUGACGUGUUAGAGAAAUCGUGGUGUGCCUCGGCAGGCUGACGUGUUAGAGACCGGUGACAUCGGCGGUGACAAGCUCAGAGAAACGCCUGGAGCCUGUUUUCGGCGGAAUUUGGAGGCAGGCAGCACAUUUGGCUGGUGACAAGUUCAGCAGCCCCCUUUCCUUACUACUCCAAACCCAGGAAGCUGAGUCGGCGCGGGACAGACGGGGGUCAAGGAGCAGAAGGGGAGGAUGUGAGGAGAAGCUCGCGCAGAUCGGCCGCGUGCUCUUCCACAAGCUGCGAGGCCCGCCGGCGCAGCGGGCAAGGGAGGCUGGUUGUGCGAGCUGCGUCUCAUCUCCAGGGCCAUCUCCGCGACGCUCCCGGUAUGUGGAAUGCAUGCAGAGCAAUUUUUGAUGGAUGAGUUAUUUGCAGAAUGGUGGUGACGCGCUUGAGCCGUUCAAUGGUGCAAGCGAUGAAUGAGGAGCAGUUUAGUGCAUUGAUGGGUGAACUGGUCAAUAUUGCAAGAGGUUCACAAGCAGCAUCAGAUGGGUACAGAGGCCUGGAAGCAGCUUCAAGGAUCUUGAAGAACCCGGAGUACUGCAGAUGGCAGAGAGUACAGUCUGGCAUGCGAUUAUAUGCCUUCACUGUUUCGGCAUGAGACAAAGCCGUUAGCGGUGAGCGUUCACGUGGAUGAUGAGAUUGUGGUUGGAGAAGGUGCAUGCCUGGAAUGGCUGGAUUCCGAGCUGAAGAAACAUUUUACCAUACAGGCAGAAGGACCGUU
Molecule: messenger RNA, 1714 nt
Organism: Effrenium voratum
Lineage: Eukaryota; Dinophyceae; Suessiales; Symbiodiniaceae
Source: the annotation of a GenBank genome assembly